AAGAGGGCCGUUCUUAAAGGGAUCGGAGCCACUUUUUGGCCUCCAAUUUUGCGUCAGCACGGGCGGAAGAGCAGAUUUCUGGGAUUCAGGGGGCCUCUCCCUCGCACAGCUGGUGCUGUGACGACUGGAAGAAAAGUGGAGAGGAAGGACUUUGAAUCCAUCCCUGGGCCCCGAGCGAGCGGCCUAAGGGGACUUGCAUCCCUGCAGGAGGAAGGCCGGCUGGGCGCCGGAAACCGCACAACUGGACCGGCUGAUGCCUGGGACGGCAGGGGGGACUUGCACAUCUGGGUCCCGCCCGGGGCGGAGGCCGCGGGGUCCACUGCGACCCCGGAGCUGCUGAUGCGCCGGGGAGAAAGAAGCGGCUGCACAAGGGCGGCACCGGGGUGUCUCUGGGGGCAGAGGAAAGGGGCGGAGCGGCAACCGGGGACUCGGUAGCCCUAGCCCGGGGCUUGCUUAGCUGGCUAGGUGGGUGCCUGACACGGGAGCGUCCGGGGAUCGCUCCCCAUCCCCGUUUCUAGAGGCCGUCCAUCUCCACCCCGCCGAGAUGCCGGAAGAAAACAUCUUUCUGUUCGUGCCCAAUCUCAUCGGCUAUGCUCGGAUCGUCUUCGCCCUCGUUUCCUUCUACUUCAUGCCCAGCUGCCCGUUCACUGCCUCCUCCUUCUACUUGCUUAGUGGGCUCUUGGACGCCUUCGACGGACAUGCAGCCAGGGCCCUGAACCAAGGAACUCGCUUUGGGGCAAUGCUGGACAUGCUGACUGAUCGAUGUUCCACCAUGUGUUUGCUGGUAAACCUAGCUCUGCUCUACCCUUGGGCCACCCUGCUCUUCCAGCUCAGCAUGAGUCUGGAUGUUGCCAGCCAUUGGCUGCACCUACACAGCUCCGUGGUCCGUGGCAGUGAGAGCCACAAAACUAUUGACCUAACAGGGAAUCCCAUCCUUCGACUCUACUAUACGUCCCGGCCAGUGCUAUUCAUCAUGUGUGCUGGGAAUGAAUUUUUCUACUGUCUGCUUUACUUGCUCUAUUUCUCCGAGGGACCAUUAGUGGGUUCAGUGGGUCUGUUCCGACUGGGACUCUGGAUCUCCGCUCCUAUUGCUUUUCUCAAGUCCCUCAUCAGUGUCAUCCACUUGGUCACUGCUGCACGCAACAUGGCUGCCCUGGAUGCUGCUGACCGUGCCAAGAAGGAAUAACCCUGAUGUCUUCUCUGCUUCCAGCAAACUUCCAGCCCCGUUCCUCUCGCUGCCCUGCCCCCUGCCCCCACGGUGCUGUUAUGCCCUCCCCCCAUGAGGUCAGCCUUUUAUGUAGCACAAGGCGAGUCCUCCACAGUGCUGUCACCUCCCCCCACGCCCCCCAGUGCUGUCAGAACUUCUUAAAGGAUGUCACUGUUCUUUGUCCCCACUCCCAUGUGGUACCACUUCCCGAGAUGAGGGUAGCAGCUAGACAUCAGAUGAGGGCUCUCUUCCUGGGGACAAUGGUGGAAGUCCCAGCCACGAAGGUGAGGCCCUCGGCUCUAUGACCUGGGGGUGGCCGUGCUCCUUGGGAGAGACAGGGGUGUCCUAGCACGGAGCCAGGCCAGAGGGCUGUUGGUGGCAGCCCCAGGAGACUCUGGGACCCAUGCAAGCUGGCAUGGUGCUGCUAUUUGAGGAAGAUGGCGUGGGGGCUGGCUCUCCACUAGGAGCCAAACUCCCCUCCUGGCCUGGACGGUCCGGGAUUGGAGGAGUCUUUGCCCUGGGAACUUUACCCAGGAGGGAAGGAGGCUGUCUGGAUCCUUCCCUGUUGUACUGUGUCUCAUGAUGUGUAAUCUGGCCCUAAGGCCUUGAUGAUAAAGGAGGAAACUUCACAAUCAGA
Antechinus flavipes (yellow-footed antechinus) is the source of this 1844-nucleotide messenger RNA. It is a transcript of the gene CDIPT, whose product is annotated as CDP-diacylglycerol--inositol 3-phosphatidyltransferase. NCBI's taxonomy places the organism in Eukaryota, Metazoa, Chordata, Mammalia, Dasyuromorphia, Dasyuridae. Gene Ontology annotation, biological process: phosphatidylinositol biosynthetic process. Bases 545 to 1186 code for a protein of 213 amino acids. Gene Ontology annotation, molecular function: CDP-diacylglycerol-inositol 3-phosphatidyltransferase activity. Gene Ontology annotation, cellular component: membrane; Golgi apparatus. The transcript has 6 exons. The record is from RefSeq and is a predicted model, not a curated record.